This is a messenger RNA of Penicillium malachiteum, 255 nucleotides long. RefSeq lists its product as uncharacterized. NCBI's taxonomy places the organism in Eukaryota, Fungi, Ascomycota, Eurotiomycetes, Eurotiales, Aspergillaceae. The record is from RefSeq and is a predicted model, not a curated record. The coding region runs from base 1 to 255 and encodes 84 amino acids. The transcript has a single exon.
AUGUAUACAACGCGCAAACAGGAAUGGAAUAUCUUCCUGCAGAGCCAGAUUACGAAGACAUCUCAGAAGUACCUAGAUAAUUUCAACAAAGACGAAGACCCUCGUACAGAGCUCAAGGCGAUUCCAAAGAAACUACACGGAGUCCUCAAGUAUUCUGGUUUGAUUGAGACAGAAGGUGAAGAGAACGCUGAUAUUGAGGCUGAGAACUCACAAGUGACUGUGAUGAAGACUCCGAAUACAUGGAGUCCUCGUUGA